AUGUCUGCAACAAAGGAAAACCAGCGGGACUCGGGCGAGGAGGACAGGAAGCUCGAGGGCGGUGUCCUCCGACAGGACCCUGCUCCUCCUGCGCCCAAGGCCAGCGGCCUUCACCCGGCCGUCUACAUCGCUGUCUGGAUUGCCUGCAGCUCCGGUGUUAUUAUCUUUAACAAAUGGGUUCUGGCAACCGCAAAAUUCAACUUCCCACUCUUCCUGACGACAUGGCACAUGGUCUUCGCUACCACCAUGACCCAGAUCAUGGCUAAGUGCACCUCGACGCUCGACUCUCGGCACAAGGUCCCCAUGACCACCCAGACCUACAUGCGUGCCAUUGUCCCCAUCGGUAUCAUGUUCAGCUUGUCUUUGAUUUGCGGAAACGUCGCCUACCUGUAUCUCUCGGUCUCUUUCAUCCAGAUGCUGAAGGCCACCAACGCUGUCGUCACCCUGUUUGCCACCUGGGCUUUCGGCAUUGCCCCUCCAAACAUGAAGGUGCUUGGAAACGUCGGUAUCAUCGUCCUUGGCGUCGUUAUCGCUUCCUUUGGCGAGAUCAAGUUCGACCUGAUCGGCUUCAUUUACCAGUGCAGUGGUAUCGUCUUCGAGGCUCUGCGUCUCGUCAUGAUCCAGCGCAUGCUGAGCUCCGCCGAGUUCAAGAUGGACCCCCUCGUUUCCCUCUACUACUACGCCCCGGCUUGUGCUGUCAUCAACGGCGUGGUCACCCUUUUCGUUGAGGUUCCUCGCAUGGGCAUGGCCGACAUCUACAGCGUCGGCAUCUUCACCCUCCUUGCGAACGCCUUUGUCGCUUUCCUGCUCAACGUCUCGGUCGUCUUCCUGAUUGGCAAGACCUCUGCCGUUGUCCUUACCAUGUCCGGUAUUCUCAAGGACAUUCUUCUCGUCAUCGCCUCCCUGGUCAUCUUCAUGGACCCUGUCACCCUCCAGCAGUACUUCGGCUACUCGAUCGCCCUCGCUGGUCUCUGCUACUACAAGCUCGGUGCCGAGAAGAUCCAGUCCACCUUCGUCGAUGCGCGCCUCUCUCUGGCGACCAUGCGACAGAACCACCCCGCUCGUGCCAAGGGUGCUGUGGGCUUCAUGGUAUUUGGAGCCAUCCUCCUCGGCGCUUACGUUUUCUGGCCGAGCCUGCACAUGCCCGCGACCGUCACGACACCACCUGCGGCUUAA
Molecule: messenger RNA, 1176 nt
Organism: Diaporthe citri
Lineage: Eukaryota; Fungi; Ascomycota; Sordariomycetes; Diaporthales; Diaporthaceae
Exons: 7
Coding region: 1-1176 (391 amino acids)
Cellular component (GO): Golgi apparatus; trans-Golgi network; endosome
Molecular function (GO): antiporter activity
Source: RefSeq, a predicted model, not a curated record